Leguminivora glycinivorella is the source of this 989-nucleotide messenger RNA. Its product is annotated as probable histone-lysine N-methyltransferase set-23. The coding region runs from base 102 to 908 and encodes 268 amino acids. Gene Ontology annotation, molecular function: protein binding; histone H3K9 methyltransferase activity; zinc ion binding. The transcript has a single exon. The record is from RefSeq and is a predicted model, not a curated record. NCBI's taxonomy places the organism in Eukaryota, Metazoa, Arthropoda, Insecta, Lepidoptera, Tortricidae. Gene Ontology annotation, cellular component: nucleus.
UUUAGGUUAGGUUUGUGAAUUACGUAUUUAUUUUAUUGUUAUAUUAUAAGUAUAAAUGAUACUCAAUACUGUUUUUCACCGUGUUAUAAUUGUUGGUGAAUAUGAAUGACGAAUAUGUGCACUCUGAUAGCAAUGUAAUAUAUGUCGACCAAAAUAUUCCAGGACCCUUUGAGGACAGUGUUGAAUACAAUAAUAUAGUAUGUAAUUUUAACUCUCAGCUAAUCAACUACUGCAAAUGCGAUGUAUCAUGCUCCAUUGAAUCUUGCCUAUGCUUGAUGAAAUCAGGGGAUGCCAAUUAUGAAAUAGCUGGAUGUACAUUAAACUUCGGCAAAGAUAUUGGUAAUUCAUCUUAUCCAAUUAUAGAAUGCAACAGUUUAUGUUCCUGUUCAGAGAACUGUGGAAACCGUUUGGUUCAGAAAGGGCCACUUGAUUGUUUAGAAGUAAAAACUUGUAGCAACAUAUCAAAGGGUAAAGGACUCUUCACUACUAAGGUCAUUUCUAAAGGUACUUUUAUAUGUGAAUAUGCCGGUGAGAUUUUAACUCUGGAACAAGCGAAGAAGCGACAUAAGUUAAAUGACACACUCAAAAAAAUGAACUAUAUUUUUUGCCUCAAUGAAUAUUGUAAUGGCACCCAAUAUCAGAUGAUAAUAGAUCCAAGUGAGGUUGGCAAUAUUGGUCGCUACAUCAACCAUAGCUGUGACCCUAACUGUAUCAUUGUUCCUGUCAGAGUUGAUACUCCUUUACCUAAGUUGGCAAUAUACUCUCAAUUAGAUAUAGCUCCUGGUUCUGAGUUAACAUAUAAUUAUGGCACAAACAGUUUUGGUAGUUCAGAAGAAGCAGAAUGUAGGAAAAAAUGUUUAUGUGGCAAUAAUAAUUGCAUCGGUCUGAUGCCUUCUGACAAAUAUUGACAUUUUAUACUAAAUGUGAUGCUGCUAUUGCUGCUGCAACGAUGGUGAUGGAAGAAGCAAUAAAUAAAUAUUUACAAACAG